AUGAAAUCAUCCACACCCAAUACCGUGGACAAGGUGGUUUCUGGUGAUGCUGGUACCUCUGCCGAAAACCCUAUCGAUGCUCUCAUUAUUGGGGCUGGUCCUUCCGGUAUGGUCUCUCUCCGGAACCUUCUAAGAGACGAGCCACCACUCUCUGUACUUGCUAUAGAACGUCAAGAAGGACCAGGAGGUAUCUGGACAGGUCAUAUUCCAGAGUAUUCAACACUACAAGACUUAGUCUGUGAAUAUGAAUGUCAUGGUGUCAAGUUUCCUCGACGAGAACCCCAAAGGCGAGCAUCAAGAGACCAAGUCGCUGAGUUUUGUGAGGCAUACUUCAAGGAGUUUCAUCUACAUGAACAUGUAUUGUGGCAGCAUGAUGUAGCCCACGUGGAGAUGGUCAAGCCAAUGCUUCACAAGGUGGACUUGCGUCCUUUCGUUGAAGGAUUGGAGAAGCCCGUCUCUCGAACCGUCUACACUCGAAGUGUUCUCGUUUGCACUGGACAUAACCAAGUUCCAUACAUGCCCAAGUUUCCCGGCCAGGAAACAGCAACGUUCCCCAUAAUCCACAACAACAACAUUCGUGAUCCAAAAGAGCUUCCUAAUUCCGAUAUCGUGGUUGUCGGAGCUGGACCUUCUGCUAUGGACAUAAUUCAACAGGCCUGCUUGACAAACGAGUCAGAGAACGUGCAUCUCGUUGCACGCUCGCCUCACUGGGGUGCUCCAGACAUGUGGUGGCCGUCCCUGUGGAAGUUUGGAUGGACUGACCUACACUUAUGCCGAGUUCUAUAUCGUGUCCUACCUAUCUUCGUCGUCGACUCCAUCCUAUACUUCAUCCACUUUAUUUGGGCCCUCAUCCAAGGCGUACCAGAAUGGCGACCUCCCUUCCACGAGGGUGCUUCAGCAAAGGUCGGCUACAUUCUACGAUCCCAUCUCGUCCCCGCAUACAAAAAGGGCCAAUUCAAAAUCCACAACGGCUGCGGAAUCAAAAACAUCGACGGAGACAAAGUAAUCCUUUCCAAUGGCACAAUCUUGACUCCUAAAAUGUUCGUCGCAGCUACAGGAUGGUCCACCGAAUCCUCGUAUCUUCCUGAGGGUUGCGAAGCAGGCGAGUACGACUCCUUGGCUGCGGCGGAUAUCGAACGUCCGUUGUACCUCCGUUUCUACGAUCAAGAUUAUCCUGGAAUAUUUUACAUCUCAGUAGCCGCCGGCUUCAUCACCUACACCGAGAAUGCGUCUUAUCUCAGUCAAGCUGUUAAUCAGAUUCUCCGGGGGACAUGGACUCCUCCGUCCGAGGAUGCUAUCAAGAAAAACACAAAGGAAGUUGUGCUGCAUCACAUUACUCUUCCUGGACUCAUUGAGAAUGAUCUUGAAGCUGCGGGCUUUAAGGAUUUGAGGGGUAAGAACUAUCGCUGA
This is a messenger RNA of Penicillium angulare, 1410 nucleotides long. RefSeq lists its product as uncharacterized. The coding region runs from base 1 to 1410 and encodes 469 amino acids. Lineage: Eukaryota; Fungi; Ascomycota; Eurotiomycetes; Eurotiales; Aspergillaceae. The transcript has 5 exons. The record is from RefSeq and is a predicted model, not a curated record. Gene Ontology annotation, molecular function: N,N-dimethylaniline monooxygenase activity; flavin adenine dinucleotide binding; NADP binding.